AUGGCGAUUAAUUGCAAAGAUUUGCCUGAAGAAUGCUGGGAACUGAUAUUCAAUCGUCUCCAUCACCAAUCCGAUGUGGAAUCAUUUUCUUCUGUGUCCAAGCAAUUCCUUGCUCUCACCAAUCGUCUACGCCUCCACUUGUCUGUAAUUGACUCCACUCUUCUCAUCCACGGUACAAUUGCUAAACUCAUUCGCCGUUUUCCGAAUCUUAAAUCGAUUGAUCUCAGUAAUUUUCGCGGUGAACUUGAUCAUGUUCUUGUUGAUCUUGCCAAAUCUGUCUCCUAUACAUCCAAUCUUGAACAACUUGAUAUCUCUAAUCAGAAACAGUUACCCGUCAAGGGUUUGAAGGAAUUAGGGCGUAAAUUGAAGGGUUUGAGGGUUUUGAAGUGUAGCGAUCUCGCUCUUUUACGUGAUCCUGAUUUGUGUGCUAUAGCACAGUCGUUUCCAUUUUUGGAAGAGCUUGAUAUUAGCUAUCCAAGGACGAAAUAUGAUUUCAGUUUGAUGAACAGAAUCAACGGUGAUUUGAUCGUGACUGAUUCUGGGAUUGGGGGUUUAUCGGUUAAUCUGACCAAUUUGCGUAAAAUCAAUGUUUCUGGGAAUCAUUUUAUUACUGAUAAUUCGCUUGUUGCUUUGUCUAUGAAUUGCUUAAAUUUACAAGGCAUUGAGUUGGAGCAUUGCACUUUGAUAACUGUAAAUGGGAUCCUCUCUAUGCUACGUACUUGUGCUGCUUUGAAUUGGAUUUCAGUGUCUGAGAUUCACAUUCCUCGAUCAAGUCCUGGUUUUGAAUGUUUGGCUGCUUGCAGCCGAACUUUACAGACACUCGAUGUUUCCAGCUCAACUAUUUCGGAUGAAUUUCUCUUCUUGGUGGCCAAGGCUUCUCUCCCUCUAUCUAGGCUUUCACUUUGUGAGUGUACAAAUUUCACGUUAUCUGGUAUCUCUUCACUUCUGUGCGCGUACCGAUCACUAAAGUUCUUAUCUUUGGUUCAAGUAGUUUUCUUGACUGAUGAGACUAUGAAAGAUUUAUCCCAAUAUCUACAAAGUCUUGUUACCAUUAACCUCAGAGAAUGCCUGAAAUUGACCAUUUCUACUUUCUUUACGCUUGCAAGAAAUUGUCCUUCACUAGAAACCGUUAAAAUGGAAAAUACUUGUUUGGGAAUGACGGAUUCAUUUCAUAAUGGUGUGAAGAACACAAGGAUCAGGGCUGUUGUUUUGGCAAAUAACUUGUUCCUGGAUGAUGAUUCUCUCGCAAAAGUUGCUUUAGUGUGCCCCAACUUGGAGAUGCUUGAUGUGUCCUCGUGUAGAAAUCUUACAGAGGCAGGUAUUGCUUCUGUUCUAGAGGUGUGCAAUCAGAUGAGGGAUUUGCGACUUGAUCGCUGUUCAAUGAUUACACAUAUCGGACAAGGCACUGAAUUGCCUAAUCUUGAGGUAAUCAGUGCAGUUGGUUCAUCGUUAAGUGACGAAGGCCUGGCUAUUAUUGGGAGCAGAUGUUCUCGCCUAUUGAAGUUAAACUUGGAGAACUGCAAAGGAGUGACAGCAGAUGGCAUACAUGCAUUGGUGAAAAAUUGUAAAUCAUUGCGAGAGAUAAACUUGAAGAAUUGUCCUCAAGUUAGUAUCAGUUCUCUAAAUAGUAUGGUAUUCUCGUCAUCAUCACUAAGGAGAGUUAUUCCGCCUUGUUGCUCUGCUUUUAGUGAUAGCUUGAGGGGAUUUUACAUGCACCACGGAUGUCUAGUGUCCUCAGGCUAG
Nicotiana attenuata is the source of this 1743-nucleotide messenger RNA. Its product is annotated as F-box/LRR-repeat protein 3. Bases 1 to 1743 code for a protein of 580 amino acids. Gene Ontology annotation, molecular function: protein binding. Gene Ontology annotation, biological process: SCF-dependent proteasomal ubiquitin-dependent protein catabolic process. The transcript has a single exon. NCBI's taxonomy places the organism in Eukaryota, Viridiplantae, Streptophyta, Magnoliopsida, Solanales, Solanaceae. Gene Ontology annotation, cellular component: SCF ubiquitin ligase complex. The record is from RefSeq and is a predicted model, not a curated record.